AUGCUUAAAUUUCUAUUCACAUCAAAGCUUUCAUUUAGAUUAUUUAAAAGGAGUAUAGCAUGCUUCUCUUAACAGUCAGCUUUUAAAGAAUAGGAGUAUUUCUCUGAUGGAGAAUCUGACCCUGAGUCUAAAGCUUUAUUAAGUAAAUUUGAAGUGUAUUAACAUUUUGUAAAUGCAUAAACAACAGAAGAGGUCAUUAAAGCUUUCAAUGAGAAUAAUUUAUCAUAUGAAUAGAUUCAUUUCGCAGCAUUUUAAUUGAUGAACAUUGUUACACACAAAAAUGUUUAAUAAGAUUCUUAAUUAGAUUCUUUCAUAUAAGAAAAAAUAAUACCAAAUUUUGAGAAAUUAAAUUCAGAACAAAGUGUUACAAUUAUUUAACUAUUUUUAAAAUUAUAAAGUAAAUCCUAUAAUAUUAAAAUAAAAAGACAUAUAGAUUAGAAUUUAAAAAACUAUACAUAUUUAUAAUUGCCAUAUGUAUUUUCAUUUUAUUCUAAAUAAGGAUGGAAAAUGGCACAUAUUGGUAAAAUAUUAAAACAUUUAUUAUCUACUCAAACUUUUACUGCUCAUUCAUUAUGUUAAAUAAUUAGAGGUUGUUAUAUUGAACAUAGUGCUCUUAAAUAAAAUUAUCAUUCAGAUUUGGCUUAUUUGGCUUGUCAAUAAUUAAUUAAUCUUAUAGAUAAUUUAAAUUUUCAUGGUUUAGUUGCUGUAUUUAAUUAAAUUGCUAGAAUGUAAUUGGAUUAAAAUACAUAAUAAAGAAGAUUGCCAGAAGUAAUGUAUAAACUUUCUGAAAAAUUUAUUGAAAAUUUUGAUAAAAUCUCAUAGUAUUCUAAAUUGAAACUCUUAGAAGCAUAUUCUGAAUUACCAGAAUCAUUCCCAAAUGAUUUGUAUUAAAAAUUAUAUCAAUCUUUUGAAUAAGAUAAUUUAACUAGUGCUAAUUAAUUGAAAUUAUAUAUCUUUUUAAAAAUUCAGAAAUAAAAAAAUUAACCAUCAGCUGAAACUCUUUAAAUAUUAAUAAAUAAGAUUAAUUUUGAAGAUAUUACAGAGAAUGCAUUAUUGAUAAGAUUUCUUGAUGUUGAAAUUGGAGAUUAAAAUUAAAACAUAAUCAAUUUUUGUGUUAAAAACUUAAAAAAGAAUUUUAUCAAUCUUAGUAUAAAAUAAAAAGCUGAAUUUAUAAAAAUUAUCAUAAAAUAAAAUAAAUUAGAUGAAAUUUUAGAUCUAAAUUAAAUUAAUGACAAUCUUCUUCUUAAAAUUAUUGAAUCACUCCAUAAUUGUCAUAAAAAUAUUGAAUCCACUAAAUCAAUUUAAUAAUAAUAAAAUAUUAAAGCAUGUGUUGAAUCAUUUUUUGAUUAAAUAGGUAAAUUAAAUUAUGAUUUAAAAUUAAAAAUUGCAUCCUUUAUACUUACUAUAGAUCCUUAUAAUGAAGAUCCUUUUUAUGAAUUUAUUGAUAGACAUAUUAAAUUGGAAUCAUUACCAGAAUCCUAUUUCUAAAAUUUUAUAUUGAGAUUAAAUAGCAAAUCUCAUUUUAAUUAAGAAUUGAGAAAAAGAAGUGAACAAUUACUUCCUAAUUUUGAUCAAUUAUAAAAAAUUAUCAAUGAAAUUAAUAACAUUGAUUUCUUAAAUGAUAAAUUAGUCAAAUAAAUAGCUAAAUGGUUUUAUACUUUAACAGAUAAAAAUAUUAUAGAUGAGUCUUUUAAUAUUAAUUCAUCAUUGAAUUUAUUGUUUAAACUAAUUCUUAAUUGUCCAAAUCAUUCAAUUCAUAAUAUGAGAGGAACUGUAUUAUAAACAAUAAGAGAAUUAAUAGAAUUAUUUACUAAAUAAGUUUAUUAAUCUCAACAUAAUAUUGAAAUCGAUAUUGAUUUGCUUUUAAAGUUUCAUAAUUAACUUAAUUAAUUAGAAUUAAGGACAAAUCUAAUAAAUAAUAUUUGUUAAAAACUUUGUAAAUAAAUUGAUAGUUUUAAUGAUUUAGAGAAAUUAUAAUUGGCAGCUAUCAUCACUGAAACUAAUAUUCAUUAAUUUUAGAGUAUUUCUAUUAUAAAUAAUUUCUUGAAUGCAGCAAUAUCAAUUGAUAUAGAUAGUUAUUAGGCUAUUUUGAUGAAAACAAAAGUUUUAUUAUUUUAAAUAAAAAAUUAAGCAAAAUUACGUUAGUAACCAGAUGAAGUUUCAUUAAAAUUCAUGAUAGAUUAAUUAAAAUAAGAAAUUAUAAAAUUUGAUUUAACUAAAUCUAAAGAACAUUAUUUAGAUGGUUUGAUGAUGUUAUUGGAAUAUGAUGGUUGGAAAUUUAACAAUUUAAAAUAUGAAGAUGAUGGUUUAAAAGAUUUUAUAGAAUUAUAUUUUAAUAAUAUUGAUCAUUUAUUAACAAUGAAUAAUAUGAGAUAAGGUUUGAGGAAUAUUCUAAAAACAAUUGGAUAGUAUGAUACAAAAUAUCAAUUUAUAAGGAAUUAUGAAAAAUUAUUUUAAAAAAUGUUAUAAAAAUGUCAUGAUUUAAGGAAUAAUGAAAUGCCUCCAAUUUCAAUUUGUUUAGAUUAUAUUGAAUUUUCUAAGAAAAUCAAACUUAAUAAUGAUGACACAAUAUAUGUCUUAACUGAAUAUAUUAAAAGGCAAAUAGAUAAUUUAAAAUAAGUAUAAAUUGUUGAAGUUACAAAAAAUUUAUCCGAAUAAAAAAUAUAUGUGGAAUCAUUAUUUGAUGGAUUGAGUAAAUAAAUUUCAAGAAAAUUGUAAUAUUAUAGUAAUUUUGAAUUGUUAGAUAUUCUUAAUUCUCAUACCAAGAUUGGAUAUUUUAAUGAAUCUUUAAUAUUGAAUAUUUUAGAUAAGUUAUAAAAUGAAUAAAAGAUUUAAGUUAAUCUUUUAGCAUUUGUAUAGACUUUAUGGAGUGUAUUAAUUAGUUUAGAAUACUUAAAAAAAUAAAUGAAUAAGAAUUAUUAUUAUAGAUAUGAAAAAUUGAUUACACAUUUAAUGAAUGAGUAAUUAUAUAAUAAUAUACUUUAGAGUAUAAAAGUUUCCGAAUUUCACUUUGAAUGCUAAAAUGCCAGCUAUUUUUCGUCAAUUUAUGGAUAUCUAUAAUCUAUUAGAAUUUAGUUUACAUUUAGAUUUAUGUAUUAUGUUUUAUAUAUUAUUUUAAAGAAUUAAAUUAGAAAUAAUAAUAAUUAGGAAAAUAAAUUAUUGAAAAUGGAAAAAAAUUAGUUAAUUCAAAAUUUAUUCCUAAUUAAAAAUUAAAUUAGUAAUUCAAAAGCAUUAUGCAAUUUCUUGAUAAAUCAUAGAUUGAGUAUAAAGUAAAUUAUUUCCUUGAUAAUCAAUAUGUUGAUUUCUAUAUUUAAAUGAGAAAUCACAUAAUAUCGAUAGAUAAUUCAUUAUAUGUAACUUAUGAUAUGGUACAUAAUUGUCUUUAUCAAGAAACAUUACACUGGUUUUCAUUAUUUUAAUAAAUGGAUUCUUGAAGGGGCUGCUAAAAAAUAUGAAUUAAAAGUAAUUCGGGUUAAUGCAAAUGAAUGGAAUUAAAUGACAGAUGAUCAGAGAAGAAAGAUUUUGUUAAUGUGA
Molecule: messenger RNA, 3534 nt
Organism: Paramecium pentaurelia
Lineage: Eukaryota; Ciliophora; Oligohymenophorea; Peniculida; Parameciidae
Source: the annotation of a GenBank genome assembly